GAAUAAUGGUCAUUAUACGCAGAAUCGGCAUGGCAAAGCAGAGCAGCAGCCGACCCAAGGAGGGGAGGUUAUACUGACAAUUUUCUGCUCUUUAUUUUGCUGGAAAUUGUCGCGCCACAGAAUAGGUUUAAAAUGUUUCGCAAACUAGUGUGCAGAUUAAUACGACCCGCUGGUUACCCACAGGCUGUUGCCCGAUUUAGUUCUGUUCAAGAAACUUAUCCAGAUGAAGCUAGCAAAGCUUCUCAACAAUAUUUUAACACUCCAAUGAUAGUUGAACGGAAAUUGGAGUUCCCUACCAAGGAUGGUCGCUCGAGAAGAGCUUGGGUUGAAAAUAUAGAUUCAGUCGAGGAAAGGAAAGUGGGUAUGAUUGACUUGCAUCCAGAGAUUUUUGCCGUCCAGCCCCGAAUCGAUAUGAUCUGGGAAAAUGCAAGGUGGCAGAUGAAUUAUAGGAAAGUGAAUUUAGUUCAAGUAAAUUCGAGAGCUGAAAUGAGGGGCGGAGGUAGAAAGCCCUGGCAACAAAAAGGCUUAGGAAAAGCUCGUCAUGGCAGUAUACGUUCUCCUAUUUGGUACAAUGGAGGCAGCGCUCAUGGUCCAAGAGCCCCAACAACUAAGUUCUACAUGCUUCCAAUGCACACUCGUCUAUUUGGUUUGAAGUCUAUGCUUUCAAUAAAGCUUGCUCAGGAUGAUUUACACAUUGUCAAUUCACUUGACAUACCCACCAAUGACCCCACAUACCUCCUAGAUCUAGCCGAAGAACGACUUUGGGGACCAUCAGUUCUAUUUAUUGACGACACUGAUUUAGCUCCCGAAAACUUUGCUGUAGCAGCUGACUCAAUACCACACAUGACCAUCAUGCCUGUUUAUGGUUUGAAUGUAUUCAGUAUGCUGAAGCACGACACUUUAGUCCUCACCUUGGCUGCGGUUGAAAGAAUUGAGAAGCAAAUGUUAUUUUUCAUGAACAGGGCUGACAGAGCAAAGUUUGGCAGGAAAUUCCUGACAAGUCAAGUGUAAGGCUCCCGUGGGCCAUUUCUGUUAUCAUUAAUUUUCUGUUGAAUAUACUUUCUAAAUUAGGUGUCCAAAAUA
Molecule: messenger RNA, 1083 nt
Organism: Thrips palmi
Lineage: Eukaryota; Metazoa; Arthropoda; Insecta; Thysanoptera; Thripidae
Gene: mRpL4
Product: 39S ribosomal protein L4, mitochondrial
Exons: 6
Coding region: 133-1011 (292 amino acids)
Biological process (GO): translation
Cellular component (GO): ribosome
Molecular function (GO): structural constituent of ribosome
Source: RefSeq, a predicted model, not a curated record